This is a messenger RNA of Solea senegalensis (Senegalese sole), 602 nucleotides long. RefSeq names its product LHFPL tetraspan subfamily member 2a protein-like. Bases 126 to 602 code for a protein of 158 amino acids. Gene Ontology annotation, cellular component: membrane. The transcript is spliced from 2 exons. Lineage: Eukaryota; Metazoa; Chordata; Actinopteri; Pleuronectiformes; Soleidae. The record is from RefSeq and is a predicted model, not a curated record.
GAUAAGACGUCAGAAGAGCAGUGUCAAUCAUUGACGUGAUCCGUCUGCGUGCGGCAGUGUCGUCUGGAUCCCACGUCCCCGGACGGCGUCUCGUAGAGGACAGAGAACUCCGGGCCAGCGUCAGCAUGUGCCAUGUGAUUGUCACCUGCCGCUCCAUGCUAUGGACUCUGCUGAGCAUCGUGGCGGCGUUUGGCGAGCUCAUCGCCUUCAUGAGCACUGACUGGCUGGUGGGAUUCCCCCGCACCCCCGACGCCGUCUUCGGCCCCCAUGGGGCCACCACCGCCGGGGAGGCCUACAGGCCCACUUUAGGCAUCUACGGCCGCUGUAUAAAACUGCCCCACCUGCACCGCGGGAUCCUGUGCGGGCCGUACGCCGUGCACUUUGGGGAGAUUGCCAGCGGGUUCUGGCAGGCCACUUCCAUCUUUUUGGCCACAGGGAUCCUGCUGCUGUGCGCCGUGGCGUUCAUCUCGGUCUUCACGAUGUGCUUCCAGAGCAUCAUGAAGAAGAGCAUCUUCAACGUGUGCGGAUUGCUGCAAGGGAUCGCAGAGCUCCACCAGGAGGAGCUGUACAUCGGUUACAUUCUAGGACCAAUGAAGGCUUAA